This is a messenger RNA of Ichthyophthirius multifiliis, 1040 nucleotides long. RefSeq lists its product as hypothetical. The record is from RefSeq and is a predicted model, not a curated record. The annotation marks the transcript as partial. The transcript has a single exon. Lineage: Eukaryota; Ciliophora; Oligohymenophorea; Hymenostomatida.
UCCUUCUCAAAAUCAACUAAAAACUAAUCUUUUAUUUAUUUGAAAUUUCUCAUUUUUUCUUCAUUUUUUUACAAUAUUUCAUCCAAAACAUCCCACAUUUUUUCAAAAAAAUCAUCAUUUUCAAUAAAAACACCUUUUUUUUUCCAAAAAGAUUAACCUUUUUAACCUUAAAUAUUCUCAAGGAAAUUUAAUUUUUUUUUUUAGAAAAAUUCAACCUCUUUCUUUAACUUUUCAAGCUCUUUUUUUGUCUCUAAAUAUUCUUUUUCUUAUAAAACAUCUUUUAAUAUCCUUUUAUCAUCCGUUUCUUCGAAAAAAAACCUCAAAAUUCCACUUAAAUCAGCCAAACUUUACUAUAUAAAUUCAAAAAUAUCACCUUUUUAAUUGCUUUCAUCUGCUAUUUCAUCUAAAAUUUUCAGAUUAAUCUUUUUCAAAAAAUUUUUUGGACAUUUAUUUUUAACUAAAUUUGCUAAAAAACAUAUGCUACUUUAUAUAACUUUAAUUUUUUUUAAAUUCUCUUUUUCAAAUCCACCCAAAACAUUUGCAAGAAAAAUUUGAAUUUUUUCUUUUUUUUCUUCAUCAUUUUCAUUCUACUCUAUUUUUUAAAUUUAUUCAUCAUUUUUUAAUAAAAUUUCUUCAAAUUAUUGAAUUAAAGCAUUAUUUUCUUAAAUUUUCUAAUUUAAAAUUUCCACUUCAUUACUAUUAAAUUCGAUAUUUUCCUUUAUUUUUUUCAUUUCUUCUUUUUCAAUAUUAGAUUCACUUGUUUUGACAGUUUUUUAAUUUUUCAAAUAUCCUAUUUCCCUUUCUUUUUUUAAAAGUUCAACUUCGUUUUAUAAAUUAUUUAUUUUUUCAUUAUUUUAAUUAAUAUGAUUUAGUAAAAUGUUAUUCUUUUCUUAAAAAGAGGAUAAUUUUUUAUACAUUUUAGUCGCUUUUUUAUCCAAUAUUAUUUUGUCUUAUUCAAUUUCGAUAUUUUACUCAUUAAUGUUAUUUUCUAAAGAAUUUAUUAAUAUUCGUGUUUUUUCAAUUUUUUAUCGUGAUUUUUC